Messenger RNA from Talaromyces amestolkiae, 1827 nucleotides. RefSeq lists its product as uncharacterized. Lineage: Eukaryota; Fungi; Ascomycota; Eurotiomycetes; Eurotiales; Trichocomaceae. The coding region runs from base 1 to 1827 and encodes 608 amino acids. The transcript has 3 exons. The record is from RefSeq and is a predicted model, not a curated record.
AUGGACAGACCAAAGAGCCCGGAUUCCCUCCCUUCUUCGAGGGAUGGGAAAUCCGACAAGCAGGAAAGCAGCAGUCGGCGCGCAAAAAUUUUUGCUGAAAUAAGGUCGCUGCUUCCCUUUUUCAAUAGCAACAAGACGGAAAUCUCCAAAAAGAGGAAAAUAUUCCGGUAUGUAACUAUCGCAAUGGUGGUCCUGGGCAUUCUCGCAAUCGCGUUAGGGUUCGGCCUGUCCGCGCUCGCCGCCAAGAAUAGUCGCAGCGAGCACGACAACAUUGUGCAGUUGGAUUAUGCCUCGUACAGAGGCUAUAAGCAGGACGGUGGCGUUUCGUACUGGAAGGGAAUGCGAUAUGCGGCGCCGCCAACGGGCAGUCUGAGAUUUGCUGGGCCACAGGAUCCGCAGGUUCAGUCUGAUGUUCAGGAUGCUACUGCGCAUGGUAGCUUGUGCAUCUCGACGGGCGUUUAUCCCAUCCCCAGUAACCAGUCUGAAGAUUGUCUGUAUGUAGACGUCUAUGCGCCGACGAAUGCGACAAACGCUACAACUCUGCCGGUGUUUGUCUGGAUUCAAGGCGGCGGAUACAAUGCAUUGACGAACGCCAAUUACGACGGGACCGGAUUGAUUGAAGCAUCUGAUUUUAACAUUGUGGUUGUCACCUUCAACUAUCGCGUGGGCCCGUAUGGGUUCCUGGCUUCGCAGGAAGUCGAGCGGAGUGGCUCUUUGAACAGUGGACUCAAGGACAUGAUCAAGUUGCUGCAGUGGGUUCAAAAAUACAUUGUCCAGUUCGGCGGUGAUCCAAACCACGUUACCAUCGGCGGCGACAGCGCAGGCGCAGGCGCCAUCACACUCCUUCUUUCAGCAUACGAUGGCAGCAACCAACUAGACAGUCUUUUCCACGCCGCUAUCGCCGAAUCGCAAUCCUUCGGCCCUCAAUUGACGGUCUCUGAAUCUCAGUUUCAGUUCGACAAUCUGACCGAGCGCACCGGUUGCGCCGACAGUACUCACCCAUUAAAAUGUCUACGAAACCUAGACAUCAACACCUUGCAACAAGAGAAUAUCGAAAUUCCAUAUCCAUCUGGUGUCUUACCACCAUUAUACCCCUACGGCCCCACGAUCGACAACGAUCUCGUAUCAAACUAUACCUUCACCCUCUUCGGAGCAGACAAAUUCACCAAAAUCCCCGUCAUAUUCGGCGACGAUACCAAUGAAGGCACCGUCUUUACCCCCCACAACACAUCCAGCGUCGCACGUGCCGAUGAGUUUCUCUCUGACAACUUCCCCUUCCUCAAUGAAACCGAACUCUCAACCAUAAAUUCCAUGUACAUGUCCUCACCCGACGACCCCGUCUACCCUCAUGCAGGCGACUACUGGCAAGGCGUCUCUAACGCCUACGGCGAAAUGCGCUACAUCUGCCCUGGCAUCUACCUCACAGACGCAUACACAAACGCCUCAACGACACGCAACACAACCUGGAAUUAUCAUUAUGCUGUCCUGGAUAACAACGCCAACACCACGGGCUUCGGCACACAACACACAAUCGAAGUGAACGCAAUCUGGGGACCGGAUUAUGUAUCUGCAAACUCUGCGCCGAAAUCGUACUCGACGACGACGAAUGAGGAGAUUGUCCCGCUUAUGCAGGGUUAUUGGACUAGUUUUAUACGCUCGUAUAACCCCAAUACGUACCGUGCGGCGGGUGCGCCGGAGUGGAAUGUUUGGGGGGAGGGGGAGAGGCUGUUCAUAAGGACGAAUGAGACGCAUAUGGAGUCUGUGCCGAGUGAACAGGUGAUUAGAUGCAAGACGUUGGCGGGGAUGGCGGUUUGGAAUCAUCAAUAA